Molecule: messenger RNA, 1461 nt
Organism: Nanorana parkeri
Lineage: Eukaryota; Metazoa; Chordata; Amphibia; Anura; Dicroglossidae
Product: neurexin-3-like
Exons: 5
Coding region: 379-1461 (360 amino acids)
Source: RefSeq, a predicted model, not a curated record
GUUUGUUCUCCUGCAGCCCGAGAAGAGAACGUGGCCACCUUCCGUGGCUCGGAGUACCUGUGCUACGACCUGUCGCAGAACCCCAUCCAGAGCAGCAGCGACGAGAUCACUCUGUCCUUCAAAACCCGCCAGAGGAACGGCCUCAUCCUGCACACGGGCAAGUCCGCCGACUACGUCAACCUGGCGCUGAAGGGCGGAGCCGUGUCCCUGGUCAUCAACCUGGGCUCCGGCGCCUUCGAGGCCAUCGUGGAGCCGGCCAAUGACAAGUUCAAUGACAACGAGUGGCAUGAAGUCAAGGUGACUCGGAACCUACGCCAGGUGACAAUAUCAGUAGACGGAAUCCUGACCACAACCGGCUACACCCAGGAGGAUUACACCAUGCUGGGCUCUGACGAUUUCUUCUAUGUUGGGGGGAGUCCGAGCACGGCCGACUUACCGGGGUCCCCCGUCAGCAACAACUUCAUGGGCUGCCUGAAAGAGGUGGUCUAUAAGAACAAUGACAUCCGCCUGGAGCUGUCCCGCCUGGCCCGCAUCGGUGACACCAAGAUGAAGAUCUACGGUGACGUGGUCUUCAAGUGCGAGAACGUGGCCACGCUGGACCCCAUCAGCUUCGAGAGCCCCGAGGCCUACAUCAGCCUGCCCAAGUGGAACACCAAACGCAUGGGCUCCAUCUCCUUCGACUUCCGCACCACCGAGCCCAACGGCCUCAUCCUCUUCACCCACGGCAAGCCGCAGGACCGCAAGGAUGUCCGCAGCCAGAAGAACACCAAAGUGGACUUCUUCGCGGUGGAGCUCCUGGACGGCCACCUCUACCUCCUGCUGGACAUGGGCUCCGGCACCAUCAAGGUGAAAGCCACCAGCAAGAAGGCCAACGAUGGCGAGUGGUGCCACGUGGACAUCCAGCGCGACGGCAGAUCAGGCACCAUCUCCGUGAACAGUAAACGCACGCCAUUCACCGCCAGCGGGGAGAGCGAGAUACUGGACCUGGAAGGCGACAUGUACCUGGGGGGUCUCCCUGAGAACCGGGCCGGACUCAUCCUGCCCACCGAGCUGUGGACGGCCAUGUUGAACUACGGCUAUGUGGGCUGCAUCCGUGACCUGUUCAUCGACGGUCGCAGCAAGAACAUCCGUCAGCUGGCGGAGGCGCAGAACGCCGCCGGCGUCAAAUCCUUCUGUAACCGCGUCAGCGGCAAGCAGUGCGACAGUUACCCGUGCAAGAACAACGCCGGCUGCCGGGAUGGCUGGAACCGCUUUGUGUGCGACUGCACCGGCACCGGGCACUGGGGUCGGACCUGCGAGAGGGGAUGCUUUGCAGGGCCGGCCGCCGGUGACUACACCCGCAUGGCUGGAGGAUGUUGCCGGCCUCGUAUGGAGUCCCCAGGCGGCCAUUUUCCAAUUAAUUUCACAAAGCUGCCGGCGGCGUCUCUGAUUCUAAUCCCGGGGCCCCUGGAGGGAACGUGA